AUGCACAACUUCUUCGAGCUAAACAUCACGAACCUCGCCCGCGGAGGGCGCAGCACCCGCUCCUUCAUCAAUGAAGGACUCUGGGCGUCGCUACUUGAGCGCAUCGUCCCAGGCGAAGGCACCUUUGUGCUCAUCGAGAUGGGCCACAACGAUAACGGUGAUCCAAUUACCGAUGUGAAGAAUCGAGCUACGCUUCCUGGUAUCGGGCCCGAGAGUGUCGUCGUGGCUAGUAAUGCUACCGGAGGCACGACGGAGACAGUAUACACGUUUGGACAUUACCUCCGGAGAAUGAUCCGGGAUGUAAGGCAGGCUGGUGGCGUUCCAUUGGUGAGUGGGAUGGUACCCGUUAUGUCGUGGACGGGGGAUGUCCUUCGGCGGGAUUGGGCUUUUGCGGAUUAUGCGCGUGAGGUGGCCGAGGAAGAAGGGGUGGAAUAUAUCGAUCACACAAAAUAUGCCGUCAAUCGCUGGCAGUCUUUUGGGUCGGUCAAUGCUACCAUGCCGUAUUACCCGUUGAAUGACUAUACGCAUACAAGCUGGCCGGGAGCUGAGAUCAACGCGGAAGCUCUGGUGACAGCUAUCAAGUGUGGCCAUCAUUACUGGUGGAAGUCGCAAUUGGCCUGGUAUCUGAAUCGCAAUGCAAGCAAAAUUGACUAUCCUUGCUAG
Aspergillus lentulus is the source of this 663-nucleotide messenger RNA. Its product is annotated as rhamnogalacturonan acetylesterase superfamily protein. Lineage: Eukaryota; Fungi; Ascomycota; Eurotiomycetes; Eurotiales; Aspergillaceae. Gene Ontology annotation, molecular function: hydrolase activity. The record is from RefSeq and is a predicted model, not a curated record.